AUGGAAAUCAGUGGAAUAGGAGCGCUACGAACUAAAGCAAAGUACAUAGCUGUUGUCGGACUCAAAUCCCUGCAUACGGGUUUUUCAUCGUUAUUGGAAGCGGUUAUCAUGCCAUCGAUUUCAUCGUCUCAGCCACGAACCACUAUCGAUAUUGUUCGCUGGGGAAUACCCAAAAACAUAAAUUUAGCCGACACCAGCUUUUAUAUCCCCGGUGCUAUUGAUCUGCUUCUUGGUGCGAGCGUUUUCUUCGAAAUUCUUUCUGUGGGGCAAAUAAAGUUGCACAAAAAUCUACCUAGACUGCAGAAGACACGGUUGGGCUGGAUUGUUGCUGGAGCUCUAACUUCACAUUCCCCACUCUCGUCAUCAUCGGUGUUAACAUCGUCGUACUUGCCUUAUAACGAGUCAUCUUCACUCACGAACUCAUCGCUGGAAGCCCGCUUGGAAAAAUUCUGGGAUAUAGAAGAUAACUGUUAUAAACUAUCGCUGGAGCACGCAAUUACAGAGCAUGAAUGUGAAGAACAUUUUCUCCGAAAUACUACGCGCUGCUUGUUCACCAACAAAUUCAUCGUACGCCUCCCCUUCAUCGAAAAUCCCGCUGGGUUAGGCAAUUCACUGGAAACUGCUCGCCGAAGAUUUUUCGCAAUAGAAAGGAGACUAGAAAGCAACGAGGAGAUGCGGCAAGAGUACAAGGCGUUCAUGAACGAGUAUAGUGAGCUAAAACACUUGGUGCCGGUUGAUCCAAGGGAGUUGACGUCAAGGUGGGUACGUACAUUCCCCACCACUGUGUUGUGA
This is a messenger RNA of Rhagoletis zephyria (snowberry fruit fly), 792 nucleotides long. RefSeq lists its product as uncharacterized. NCBI's taxonomy places the organism in Eukaryota, Metazoa, Arthropoda, Insecta, Diptera, Tephritidae. The record is from RefSeq and is a predicted model, not a curated record.